AUGUCCAUGUACCCGCAUCGCGCCAUGGGCGCGGUGCCCCCCAAUAACUCGGCCCGGCUCAAUGAGCUCCUCGACCAAAUCAGAUCCGAGUUCGACACCCAGAUGCGCCAGACGGAGGGCUACGAACACCAGAUCCAGGCUCAAGUUCAGGAGAUGCAGCUUGUUAGAGAAAAGGUGUACGCCAUGGAGCAAGCGCAGAUGAACCUCAAGCAAAAGUAUGAAGAGGAAAUUGCCAUGCUCCGCCGCCAGCUUGAGGGAGCUCGUGGAAACGCGCCCCCAAGCAUCGGCGGUCCUCCUCCUCACGCGGGCCCGUCGCAACAGCCCCCUUCCAUCACCCCCGGCACCGGUCUCUUCAACGGUAUCAUGACCGGUGGUGGCCAGGGCCAGCUGGCCCCUCCUCCGCCCCCUCCUCCCCCUCAGGACCAGCAAAUGGGCCCGCAGCAUCAGAUGGCCCAGGGACCUCCGGGUCUGCCUGUCCCGCCUCCGCCGCCGCCUCAGUCGCAGCAGCCUUUCCAGCAAUACCCCCCGGGUCCCGGUGGGCCCGUAUCUAAUGGGCUCGGCUCCCAGCCCCCCCAGACCACCGCAUCACCGGGUCCGGGCAGACGUGGAAUUGGAAGACCACCUGCAGCUGUCGGUCCGGCUACACCCCAGAUCAACACUCCCAUUCCUUUCCCGGGCGCCACCCAGUCGCCUCAAGUCAGCCAUCCUACUCCCGACCACGCGCGGAUGGGGGGCCCCCACGCUCCGCCGGUGGGAAACGCCCUUGGCGAUCUUGACCCUGAUCGCCUGCCGCCUCACUCAAAGAAAUCGGGUCACGACUGGUUCGUCAUCUUUAACCAACACGUGCCUCGCAUGUUGGAUGUCGAUCUUGUCCACACUCUCGCACACGAGAGUGUAGUCUGCUGCGUGCGCUUCAGCCACGACGGCAAGUACGUAGCCACCGGCUGCAACCGCUCCGCUCAGAUUUACGAUGUUCAGUCUGGCGAGAAGCUCUGUGUCCUUCAGGAUGACACUGUGGAUAUCACUGGUGAUCUGUACAUUCGCAGCGUUUGCUUCAGUCCCGAUGGCAAGUACCUCGCUACCGGUGCUGAGGACAAGUUGAUUAGAGUUUGGGACAUUCAGUCCAGAACGAUUCGCAACACCUUCUCCGGCCACGAGCAAGACAUCUACUCUCUCGACUUUGCCCGCGAUGGUCGCACGAUUGCCUCUGGCAGUGGAGAUAGAACCGUCCGUCUCUGGGAUAUCGAGCAGGGCACCAACACCCUCACCUUGACUAUUGAGGACGGUGUCACAACUGUUGCCAUUUCUCCCGACACCAGUCCCGAUGGCCACAAGGACAGCGUCUACAGUGUUGCCUUCUCUCCUAAUGGCAGAGACCUCGUCAGUGGUAGUUUGGAUAAGACAAUCAAGAUGUGGGAGCUCAGCACCCCUCGCGGCUUGCCCAAUCCCGGACCCAAGGGGGGUCGUUGCGUCAAGACUUUCGAGGGUCACAGGGACUUCGUUCUCUCUGUCGCGCUUACGCCCGAUGCCGCUUGGGUCAUGUCUGGUUCCAAGGACCGUGGAGUGCAGUUCUGGGACCCCCGCACUGGCGCUACGCAGUUGAUGCUUCAGGGCCACAAGAACUCGGUCAUUUCAGUUGCUCCUAGCCCAACGGGCGGCUACUUCGCCACCGGCUCUGGUGAUAUGCGGGCGCGUAUCUGGUCUUACCGAAGCGUCCAGUAG
Colletotrichum tamarilloi is the source of this 1722-nucleotide messenger RNA. Its product is annotated as WD domain-containing protein. Bases 1 to 1722 code for a protein of 573 amino acids. The record is from RefSeq and is a predicted model, not a curated record. Gene Ontology annotation, cellular component: nucleus. NCBI's taxonomy places the organism in Eukaryota, Fungi, Ascomycota, Sordariomycetes, Glomerellales, Glomerellaceae. Gene Ontology annotation, molecular function: protein binding. The transcript is spliced from 6 exons.